AAGAACUCUAUGCCCCUCUGAAGAACUCCACUGCGUAGAUAAUUCCCUCUGCAUUUUUGCCUUUUUAUUUCUUUUUAUUUCCGUUUUGGGACACCUCUUUUAUCAUCCAGCCAGCCCGGAUAGACAAAGCACUGCUGGUUCCUUGAGCGACAGAACUCCGGCAGGGGGGUUGGCUGUAAAACGACGUGGCAUGGAAAUUCUCCGCUAAGUUGUAGCAGCCGCUUGUGUGUUUCUCUGCACUCCAAUCCAGACUCCGAGAGUAGAGGUUUCAUCAUCAUGGGCUUAAGGACGCUCCAAAAAAAUGGAUAGAAAAAGUCUCCAGCCACUUUCUUUGGACCCAAGUGACUUCUUUUUGCACAUCUCUGGUUUAAGUGGAGGGGGGAGAAAUCAAAGCAGUUAAGUCUGUAAACUUUGUUUUCACAGCUUUUACAACAGAAUUUGCUGCUCUCCUUCCCCUAUCCUGCAAUCUAAUUCUUUACAGAUUUGCCAUGGGGUGCGGACUAAGGAAGCUGGAAAAUCCUGAUGAUAGCAGCCCUGGAAAAAUAUAUUCUACUCUGAAGAGACCGCAAGUGGAAACAAAGACAGAAUUUGCUUACGAAUAUGUAUUGCUGGACUUUACUUUACAAGCUUCAUCAAACCCAGAAGUCAUCAAAAUUAAUUCAGUACAGGAUAUAGCAACAAAAGUGAAAGACUACUAUCUAAAAGGAUAUAUUGUUAGGGCUAUUCAUCCUGUUCUGCAACCUUUGGACCUACAGAAACAGCGACCAGCAAAUUAUUUAUACAGGGCAGUGCUGUCACGCUUAAAAGUAAGCCCGAAACGUUCAUCAGCACCCAGUCAACAAAGACACCCAAGGCUUGUGAUUGAGGAAUGUCCUCUCACCUCUGAGGCACAAGCAAGUGAUGUAGUGAAACUGAUAGAAAAGAUUAAUGCAGCUGCUAAAAAUAGAAAGAAGUUUGUUGGAUUCCUGUCUCAGCAUUAUUCACCACUGAAGUACUGCAAUGGAACCAACCAUGAUGGCGAGCAAGAACCAACACUACAUGUGAGGAAUAGUUCAGAUGAAAAAUGUGGAAGCUGGAAUGAAGGCACAUUAAGCGGUCAAUCCUCUGAAAGUGGAAUUGAGGAAGAAUUUCAUGAAAGUGGGCAGUAUCAGACACAAGAAGAUGGCAGCCCUCAUUCCACUAAGUCUCAAAAGGGAGAAGAUAAUAAGUUAUAUAUAGUCUUCAAUGUUUUUGAUGAUAUCCCAGCCUGCUGGACCUAUCAUGAAGGAGCUCUGACAAUGAAAGUAACACGAAAAGGACUUGUUGUGACUACGCUUGAUGCUGAUUGGCUGGAAUUAACUUCCUUUUACUAUAAGCAAGGCUUGUCUUUAAUUGAUUACUUUGUAUGCUGGGAACCAAUUAAAGGGGAGCAUUUAUCUAAAUGUUUGGAAGGAUUAUUUAUCUAUGAAGAAGAAGACCCUGGAGUCCCGGGUUUCAUUCGGAAAGGAAAUGAUGCCAUCAUCGUGGAACAAUGGACCGUUAUUGAGGGCUCUGAGAUCAAGGCGGAUUACGGCCCUUUGCUGCACACCCUGGCUGAGUUCGGGUGGCUUCUGACCAGCGUGCUGCCCACGCCUAUCCUGAGAUAUGACAGUGAGGGGAAUCUAGCUACAAAGCAAAUUGUUUUCCUUCAAAGACCUGUUAUGUGGAACUCAGCCACUCAGAUGCCAGAAAGGAAAAGCAGCCGCCACUUGAAAGCAGAAUACAAGAGCAAAGGGGCCAGUCGGAGCGUUGGAUUGGACACCACCACAUCCCAACCUACUGAGCGAAGGUCCCUGUCCUCGGAGAACCUCAUCGGCCCCUCCAGAGAAUGCUGGAUGCAGGAGAGGAAGCCAGCACCUUCCAGCAGCUUCUCUGGGUUCAGCAGCAGAGACAGCGUCCACCGCGAGCUAGAUGAUGGGCAGCUGGAUCAGGAGGACGGGGUGACUCAGGUCACAUGCAUGUGAGCUGGCCCCAAUGAUGAAAGGAGUAAAAUUACUUCAGUUGG
Suncus etruscus (white-toothed pygmy shrew) is the source of this 2023-nucleotide messenger RNA. It is a transcript of the gene RFTN2, whose product is annotated as raftlin family member 2. The coding region runs from base 489 to 1982 and encodes 497 amino acids. NCBI's taxonomy places the organism in Eukaryota, Metazoa, Chordata, Mammalia, Eulipotyphla, Soricidae. The record is from RefSeq and is a predicted model, not a curated record. The transcript has 9 exons.